Messenger RNA from Abrus precatorius (Indian licorice), 2089 nucleotides. RefSeq lists its product as uncharacterized. The transcript is spliced from 6 exons. NCBI's taxonomy places the organism in Eukaryota, Viridiplantae, Streptophyta, Magnoliopsida, Fabales, Fabaceae. The record is from RefSeq and is a predicted model, not a curated record. The coding region runs from base 213 to 1631 and encodes 472 amino acids.
CAUCAAGUUCCACUUCCAAUACUAAGAAAGGCAACUUGGAAGGACACCCAAAUGAAACGCUGAUUAACCCGCAGCUCGCACAAGUAUACAAUUACGGGGCAGUUUCUAGGUCGUUAAGUUUCUUUCUACAUUUUGCGCGCGACAGUGGUUAUAAUCUCAUUCGCUAUUUCAAUUCUCUCUUCUUCUCAUCGUUCCACGCCACAUCUUCUUCAAUGUUCCACAACAACAAUAGUGUAUCGAUCUCUGUCUCAGACGACGAAUCCGAUGAACUGGGUCGCAUGCGAGUCCGUGCGCGACGGAAGCGCAGAAAACUCGGUCACCGACGAUGGCUCAGGAAGCUACUCCUCAGAUACUGGAUGCUACUAAUCAUUAUUCCAGCUGCGUGUUUGCUCAUAUUCGAAGCUUCUAGAAUCGGUCGAAAGCCUAGUUUAAACGUGAACUCUGAGAUUGAAACACGCAACAAUCAACUUCAUAGAUCUAAUCCCGCAUUGGUGAAAGAGCCUCACAGUAACUUGAAUCGCCUUGAUCCUACAACUCAUGUUGUUGGUGGUGUUAGAGAACGUUGCUUGAAGCUUCUACCACCUGAAAAGCUAGAGCGUCUUGAUAUUCCCGAGGAAGAGGAAUCUAAUUUUCCUGUUGGUGAGGUUUUGUACAUAUCAGAGAGUGACGCGUCUUUUGUAGGAGGGAAUGUUACGUUGUCUCAAUUGCGUACUGAAGACACAAGGUUUAAUUUGUUUACUGGAAAUCAAACGUUUGAGCAGAGAGAUAAAAGUUUUGAGGUGUCAGAAACUACGAUGGUACAUUGUGGGUUCUAUAGUGUGAAUGGAGGGUUUAAGAUAUCUGAUGAAGAUACGAGUUACAUGCAAGGUUGCAAGGUAGUGGUGUCUACUUGUGCGUUUGGUGGUGGAGAUGAUCUCUAUCAACCGAUUGGGAUGUCGGAGGCUUCGCUUAAGAAGGUUUGUUAUGUAGCAUUCUGGGAUGAAAUUACGCUAAAGGCGCAGGAAUUAGUGGAGCGCAGGAUUGGGGAAAAUGGAUUUAUUGGAAAAUGGCGUGUUGUCAUUGUUCGAGAUCUUCCUUUUGCUGAUCAAAGGUUGAAUGGUAAAAUUCCCAAGAUGUUAAGCCAUCGCCUUUUUCCUGAAGCAAAAUACUCUAUUUGGGUGGACUCCAAGUCCCAAUUUAGGAGAGAUCCACUAGGUGUGUUGGAAGCACUCCUUUGGCGCUCAAAUUCUAUACUUGCCAUAUCAGAACAUGGAGCUCGCAGUAGUGUCUAUGAUGAGGCUAAGGCUGUCGUCAAGAAGAACAAAGCCAAGCCAGAGGAAGUUGAAGUGCAACUGAAUCAAUACAGGAAAGAUGGCUUGCCUGAAGACAAGAGAUUUAAUGGAAAAAAAGCUCUAUGUGAAGCCUCUGUUAUUGUGAGGAAGCACACACCGCUAACUAAUCUAUUGAUGUGCGUCUGGUUUAAUGAGGUGGUUCGCUUCACUUCUAGGGAUCAGCUUAGCUUCCCUUAUGUCCUGUGGCGGCUGAAAGCAUUCAGAAACAUCAAUACGUUCCCUGUCUGUACCCGCAAGGAUCUUGUCAAUAGCAUGGGACAUAUCCGCAAGGCCAAACCUUUGCAAAUCUCAUUUAAUUAAACUGGUUGAAAGCAGUGCCUACCUGCAUUUGUCUAACUCAUUUCUUAUUUCAUUAGUUUCCUUAGCCAAUCCGAAUCAGGUAUAAGUGCUGUUUUUCUAACCCCAUCCCCCUCUACUGUUAUUACCGGUGGAUGGUUAUAAUUUGUAUUUAUCAUUUACUGUGAGCUCUUUGAUUAGGUAAUUUCAGAAAAGAUCUAGUUCAUGGAAAGGCAAAUCAAACGAGAUUUUGCUUUGGACUUGAUUCCCAACACAAAUUUCUGUAAUAACACCAAUGUUUCAUAAAUUAUGAGGUUGCCGUGCCCAUUAUAUAUAGUGAAAAUACAUAAACGCAACCAUACGUAGUUGUUGGAAUGCAUCUCUCCUGUCAGACAUGUAGCAAUUACUGCAGGGGCAGCUGAUGAUGGCAAGGAAAAUGGUCAUGUGAGACAUACAAUGAAACAGUUGGCCUGUGCAAAGCU